Molecule: messenger RNA, 6088 nt
Organism: Ceratina calcarata
Lineage: Eukaryota; Metazoa; Arthropoda; Insecta; Hymenoptera; Apidae
Gene: fra
Product: neogenin protein frazzled
Exons: 21
Coding region: 205-4662 (1485 amino acids)
Biological process (GO): cell-cell adhesion
Cellular component (GO): membrane
Molecular function (GO): protein binding
Source: RefSeq, a predicted model, not a curated record
AUGUUCCGUCAUCGGUGUUCGCGAUAGUGUCCGUGGAAAAAAAUGUGGUUUGCAAGGGCCUAUUUGUUGUUACUCGCGCGACGGUGAGUCGAAGAAGUUGGCAUGCAUUCGCUCGACAGAACAUUUUAUGCUCGUGCGGCAAUCGUGUGAAGAAACUGCGGUGGAUUCUUGUACGCGUCGGAGUCUGUGACACCCGCUGGCCCAAUGGAGCCGCGUAUUCUCGCUAUCCCGUUGGCUUUGUUGACAUUCGUCGUAUCGGCCAGCGCAGGUGGGCUGUAUUUUACAAUAGAGCCACAGGAUGCCGUGGUGGAACAAGGAGGUCCAGCUAGAUUAGAUUGCGAGGCAAGGAGUGAUUUUGGUAAACCUACUAUACAAUGGAGAACCGAUGAUGGGCAACCGAUUAAUUUUAUUGGGGAUAGUUAUCGAUCUCAGUUAGCUAAUGGAUCUUUGUAUAUAAAUAGCGUUUAUGGCAGUACUCUGGAAUUGACUGGGAGCUAUCAAUGUCUAGCUUCCGUAGACGAUGUCGGGGCUAUUGUGUCCCGAACUGCCACGAUUAAAAUUGCCAGUUUGCCAGGAUUUGAAAGAGAGCCCCAGGACACUAUGGUUUAUCCGGGACAGAUCGCAUAUUUAAGUUGUACACUUCUUUCGAUCUCCAGUUCGUUGAUUAUACAAUGGUUAAAGGACGAACAUCCGUUGGUACUUGACGAUAGUAGAAUGACGGUUCUGCCGUCAGGUGCGUUGGAAAUUGACGACGUUAAUAUGUACGAUGUCGGCUCGUAUAGAUGUAACGCUAGCAGUUAUGGACAAUACAGACUUAGCAACAAAGCACAAUUAGGACUGUUAACAAGUGAUAUUGAUCAAGAAAGUACGCCGCCAGUCUUUAUUGCCAAGCCGUUGCAACAAGAGGCCAUAGAAGGAUCAACAGUUACACUUGAGUGCGCUGCUAAUGGCUAUCCAAAGCCAAGUAUACUCUGGCUGAAAGAUGGUGUCGCUAUAGACUUAACGUCCCAUGAAUCUAGGUACAGUAGAGUUGCUGCGUCCAGUCUUAUGAUUAGAAAUGUCCAAGAAAUAGAUGAUGGCUCUUAUCAAUGUCGCGCGGAGAACGAGGUCGAAACGCUGGAUGCAGCUGCUGAUCUAAGUGUCCAAGUUCCGCCAAGAUUUACAAAGAAGCCGGAAGAUAAGAUAGCUAACGAAAAUCAAGAUUUAGAGUUCGAAUGCGAAAUUUACGGAAAGCCGAAGCCAAGAAUUACGUGGCUAAAGAACGGAGAACGUAUCACCUUAAGCGCGUAUUGGCAGAUUAUAAAUGGUUACAAUCUACGAAUAAACGGCCUAUUACCAAUUGAUGCUGGGAUUUUUCAAUGCAUCGGAACAAAUUCCGCUGGAAGCGUGCAAGCUGCAGCUCGUUUAACAAUUAAUCAACCUAAAAGAGCGAAUUCCCAUAAAGCGACCACCUCGAAGACAGUUCCUAAAAAGAAGUUGUUGUUGCAUCGGCAAUUGUACAAUAAAACGUGGCAACACCCGAGCACACUCCUGGGGCACACGAUGUCCGCGUUCACGCCGAAUCCGCCGCUGUCCAUCAGUCCAUCCGAUGAUCCCGCCGAUCUCCCCGGGAUUGUUAGAUUUCCUAACUCCCUUUACGAUCCACCAUCCCAUUUUCUAGAUGACACGGAGAGCUUCGAGUCGAUAGAUGGAAGCGUCCCGUCAGCACCAAGGAAUUUAAGUCUCGUCAUUGUAACCGCCAGAUUCGUAACGUUACGGUGGCAAGAGCCAGAGAUUACAAACGGAGAGAUUCUACAAUAUUAUAUUUAUUAUAAACAAGAAGGUAUUCAAAGAGAACGAGUCAUAAAUACGCAACAAAAAUUAGAAGCAGUAAUAAGAGGUUUACAACCGAGUAUGACGUAUCAAUUUCGAGUAGUCGCAUUGAAUGAGAAAGGUCCUGGAAGCUCUAGCGAAGUAUUGCACGUUACCACACUCACCGAGGCCAAUGUUCCUGGACCUCCAUUGAACUUAGAGGGUCAUGCCACAAGCAGUGUGAGCAUUGCAGUGUCUUGGGAGAAGCCACAAAUUGUUAACGGCAGAAUAUCUAAAUAUAUAAUUACUUACGUAGAGGGUGACAAUGAAGAAGUAACGCGUGAAACUACUAGUACCAUGCACGAAUUAAUAGAUCUCGUGCCUUAUACAGAAUACAGUAUUAAAGUCCAGGCUGUAAACGAGAACGGCCCUGGUGUCUUCAGUAGAGAUAUCGUAGUCCGGACGUAUAGUGCACAACCUACUCAGCCACCACACAAUGUUACAGUAGAGCCAGUUAGUCCUACAAGUAUUAUAAUAAGAUGGGAACCACCGUUGGAAGGACAGAAUGGGAUUGUCACUGGUUACAAGAUUCGUUACCGCCGGCACGAUCGAGGAUCGCAACCGGUUACUAUAACAACUGAGGGAAAUCAACGCUCGCGAGUGCUCACGGGACUCGAGAAGCACGUCGUGUAUCAGAUUCGUGUAUGUGCCUUAAACGUGAAUGGGACCGGGCCUUGGACCGAAUGGAUACAGAUCGAAACGUACGAAACGGAGUCCGACGAGAAUCGAGUGCCAAACACGCCCAGCAAUUUAAGGACGAAAGUGAUGUCGGAUUCCAUACAAGUCUACUGGAACCCACCGAAAGAUCAAAGUAUUAAAGUAAAAGGAUAUAAACUUGGAUGGGGGAAGGGAGUUCCCGAUGUCGACGUGCGACUUCUUGAUGGAAAGGAGCGCUCUUUUACGAUAGAUCAACUCGAGCCAUUGACAGAGUAUGUUAUAUCAUUAAGAGCAACAAACGAUGCUGGGGACGGUCAGCCGGCGUACGCGAAUGUGAGAACUGCAGAACGUUCUGUAUCUGAAUUUUCUGUGCCUUUGAUACCUCCGGUUGGUCUUAAGGCCGCCGUACUCUCCGACACAACGGUCGUUCUCUAUUGGACCGAUACGACUUUGCCGAAGACUCAGUUCGUUACGGAUAAUCGAUAUUACGUUGUGCGUUAUACGUCGCACCAUCAUAGUAGCAACCCUCGUUACAAGUACUUCAACUCCACCGAUCUGAACUGCAUGAUAAAUGACUUGAAACCUAAUACCUUGUACGAGUUCGCGGUGAAACUCGUCAAGGGCAAGCGUGAAUCACCUUGGAGCAUGGUCGUAACGAAUCAAACUCAGGAAGCCGUGCCCAGUUCAGCGCCUAGGGAUUUGAUGAUUCAAAGUAUCGAAGACCGUCCAACGUCCGUUUUAUUACGAUGGCAACCUCCGAAACAACCGAAUGGACCAAUUACAGGAUAUAUCAUUUUUUAUACAACCGACAACACCAAGUGGGAUCGUGAUUGGUUGAUCGAGGCAGUGAUCGGAGACAAAACCGAGUUCAUUGUGAAGGGCCUCCAACCAAGCACAACUUAUUAUUUUAAGAUUCAAGCACGGAACUCAAAAGGAUACGGGCCAUUUUCUACGACCGUUCCAUUCAAGACACCUCAGAGCAGUGGCAUGGAUGUCUAUGAUGAAUUGCAUGACCGAGACGGACGAGGACUUUCGAGUAUAUUGAUUUACAUUAUCGUGGGUUGUUCCAUCGUCCUUAUCACCGGCGUAGCAGUGGUAGUCGUAGUUAUAUGCUGUAAACGAAGUCCGGAUACACCCGAUCGAAAGAAGGGGUAUAUGAAAGACGCAAAUCAAAAGGCGAAUAUCAAGCCACCAGAUUUGUGGAUUCAUCAUGACCAAAUGGAAUUGAAAGCUCUUGAGAAAUCGUCGAUAAACGGAGAAGCAUCGACCAGCGGCGUGACUAGCAACACUUUACCGAGGUCGAACAAUCAGGAUUACACUCAGGACAAUGUUCACGGAAACUCUAGUUCACUGGACAAACGUACUUACGUGCCAAGUUACAUGGGUAACACUGACGAGAAGUGCUCGACCCUGAAUAGGCAGCAUAGUCGUGGGACCCACAAACCUAAACUUAUUACACUUCCCGUUGACAGUGCAUCUUUACAUCAACCUAUAGCGACAGCCACACCGAUCGUAAAUACGAGCAUGUCGCAACCGACGAUUCACACGUCGUGCGGCGAUACACCGUCGGUGAGGCAGAAUUAUCCUCGAACAGUAGCGCAAUACAGCUUAAGUCGAGCGCACAUUACCUUAGAGCCAACCCCCGAAUCGAGUCCAGAUUCGUGCAACAUCUCGACUUCGUACGAGCCGAUGCAAAGCCAAUCAUUAUCAUACGGCACAAGUGGCCAAUCGUACACUGGAAGCACUCAGUACGCCUCGGGCCAUUAUAGUAACAGUAAUCAACCGUCAAGUACCAGCAGCGUAACUGAUGGCGGUAGCGGUAGUAAGAGAUUGCAGGGACAUCCAUUAAAGAGUUUUAGCGUGCCAGCACCACCGCCUCAGUCCGCGCCUUCGACGCCAGCUCAACAAAAGCAUGGUGUUUCUCAAGUAACUGUAAGACCCACGAUGUCUGGAAGCCCAUAUAAGAAGCCGCAAAGUACUACGCAAUUAGCGAAGAAUCGACUAGCCUCGGUCUCGAAUCCGGUUCAUACCUCGGAGGAAGUCGAACGAUUAAAGCCUUCUUACAGUACAGAAGAAUUAAACCAAGAGAUGGCUAAUUUAGAGGGUCUCAUGAAAGACUUGAAUGCCAUAACAGCAUCUGAAUUUGAGUGUUAGAAGAGGUUGUUAAACCUUGUGCCAUCUCAAUUCGAUAGACUGCAAUGAUACAUUCUCAAUGUUAGUACCUGAGAGACGAGUGUAACGGCCGUGUUACACGUCGAAACUCUCCGAAACGCGAACGUUUAAAACAUGCAUAAAAAUAAAAUGCAAUUGGCAGAAUGAAUCGAUGGCUGAUGAACGGCCUGGGUAGUCGAACUUCCCGAACGGUUCGCUUCAAAUUUAUAAUCCCAGUAAAAUAUCGGACUAAAACAAGUUUUCUCCUAGUUAAUUUGCUUUUUUCCUCCGGUACUAACGUUGUUUUUUUUACGGUAAAAUGCAAAGUAUACUUGCCAAUGUAUUUUGACACUGCCGCAUUCUUGUAGCGAUCUUUUUACAAGAACGGUGAGUAGUACGGUACGAAAGUGUUUGACGAGAGAGAAUCAGACGGACGUUUGAGACGGUGUACUAUGUUUUUGUGCAUACGGUGUGUGCAAGUUGAUCGAAACGAAAUGAAACUGAUAGCUACGAUACAGUUAUCAAUGAUUUUUCCGUGCGACUAGAGUACAUUGAAUUAACAAUCUGAAUGGAUUCGUAACGAAGGAGAGACAGUCUUGAUUCAUGGUUAAUCAUGAGAUUAUUUUUCACGUGGUUCAAUAGAAAAGAAAUGACGAGAACUUGCCUAAAUGUUUAAACAAAAGAUUCGUACUGCAUCCAAAAGCUCACGUGUUCUUCGCCACGAUUUUGUAAUUUACACUCGCAAGAGUACAUUUUCUAUACCAGUAAAUAUUGACUGCCAUAAUUACGCUUAAGACGGCGGAAUCACGUGAGUAUCUUUAACGAACAAAUUAUUCGUUUCGGACGAUGGAAAUACCUUUUCUAUUUUUUUAUAUCCGUCAGAAUUUUUCUUCCGUAAUGCCGCAAUCAAUUUUUGAUAAUAGGUUUUACACGGUACAGUACUUUCGAGUUAGUUAAUUUAGUAUUAAUCGUUCGACGCAAAAGGAAGGGUAUCAAGGAGUUUCGCUAAUUACAAGUCAUAAGCGUUGCCUGUGGUCUUAUAGAUUUGAACAGGCUGAGAUUUCAUCUAUGAUAAAUCAUUUUGGACACUCUUUAUCGGCCUUAAAACGAUUUGAUAAGUCGCUCUGUGGUCAGUGGCUUCGGCAGCUUGCUAGGAAACUCCAUUCUCACUUUUUAUGCAACACUAAUUACUAGCCUGCGGAUUAAAAUCAGUUAAAAAAAUGCAGUUUCAUUUAUCAUUUAAGUAUCGCAGUAUGUACUCAACUUUUGAUACUUUUAUACAUUAGAACGCACACUGAACUUUUCUACAAGUUGCAUCAAUUCCGCAGCCUGAUAAUUACUGUGUACUUUUACGGAUGUAUUGGCUAUACGGUCAAUCCCAAAAGUUUAUGUACCUUAGAAAAACGCAUUUCCUAUAAUUAAAAAGAAA